This is a messenger RNA of Adineta ricciae, 736 nucleotides long. The record is from the annotation of a GenBank genome assembly. Lineage: Eukaryota; Metazoa; Rotifera; Eurotatoria; Adinetida; Adinetidae.
UUCAUACAAUGCGUCAGCAGAUCAAUGUCAAAAUAGUCGAUAUCUGUCAGUUGAUAUCGCGUCGGGCCGAUGCAAAUGUCCUGCUCGUACAUUUUGGAAUGGAACAUUCUGUUUAAAUCAAAGAUUUACUGGUGAUACUUGUCAAGCGAACGACUGGUGUCGAAAUGAUUUGAGUAUCAGUUGCGUAUCAUCAACAUGUCUAGUCAUUCCAACCACGACCACGACAACUUCAACAACUACACUCGUUGCGACAUGUACAACUCUGAUUACAUUUGAUGACAUUCCCGGUCAAUCAAGUACAUCAGGUAUCAUCCCUAAUGGUUAUAAGAAUCUGAAUUGGACGAACGCUGAUUAUAUAAAUGCAUCAACAACUCCAAUUGGAAGUGGAUAUCGCACUGCUCUUGGUAGUCAAGCUUUUCUCAUGUAUAACGCAAAUGGAUUUAACUUCACAAUUUCAUCAGCAAAUGGAACUCGGUUUUCUUUUGAUUCUUUUCUUUAUAACAGCGCUUGGUACGAUUUUCUCAGUUUUGACUUUUCGACCCGGCGUGCUGGUCAAGUGACGUCUGGCAACAUUUUCACAGCAGCACGUACAUACAGAUCACGAGUGUAUUGUAAUUUUUGCACAAAUGUGGAUACAUUGGUAUUUAACAUAAAAAACGGAUCAAUGACUACUAAUCAAACGCAGAAUGGAACUCAGUUGAUACUUGCCAAUCUGUGCAUCUCUUUUGGACGUUAA